AUGUCGACCUCGGCAGCACCAGCGACCGAUUAUACGCCGAUUGAACAGCUGUUGGCGUUACUACCAAAGCUAUUGGAGGGAAACGGUAACCUCGCCACGGUCACACAACUGCUCCCUCAUGGAGUUUUGGAAACAAUUCUCAACUCACCCUAUGGACCCGCGCUCGUAGACAUUCUCAACCAGGGCGUGGGAAAUCGACCACUGGAGUACUCGGAUCGAGUGCUCUCAAUUCUGCCCAUCCCACGAUACGCAUGGACAGGAACUGGAGUGGUGCAGGUACUCAAGAUGUCUCAUGAAGUGAUUGGCAACAACAUUCCGCCAUGGCUGAUCAACAUGGUCAUGACCACACAAGCAAACAUUUUCGGUAACUUCCCCAACAGGAAAGACAUUGCACCUAGUGGUGUUUUUGUGGCCGUCUUCUGUAUCCUGGCCUUUGGCCACUUUUACGUCUUCGGCAAGGGAGUGUCACGAAAACACUACUUCUGGCCGUCAUUCGGGCUCGGUUGGCAUUGCAUUCUUAAUACAAUUGGCUACGGCCUACGAAUCGGCUGGGGAAGAGACGUGACCAACAUUCGAAUUGGCAUUGCAUCCACCAUUCUCAUUGUGGCUAGUGUGGUCUAUGUCAACGCCAUGAACCUGCUUCUGGGACACCGAAUUCUCACAUACAGACAUCCCGAAACAGGAGAUUCGACGUGGUUUGGUACCCUUAUGAUUGUCAACUACAUUGUCAUCAUCGGUAUCAUUAUCAUGGCCAUCUGUUCCCAGGUGACCAUCUUCAUCUACUUCCUCGACUACGAACAUUGGCGUCAAGCAACAGGUGCAAUGCAAGCAGCGUCUGUAUUUGCCGUUGCGGUAGCAUCUGGAGCGCUGAUCAACAUCACCAUCGCAUACUCGCUCCCCCGUGGAGCCCUGGCACUGCAUAACGACGACAGAAGACGUCUCACCGCCUCGAACAUUGAAUCCUACGGCAUCUUCUGGUACCCUCCGAAGUACUCGCAGGUUUUGCAGUACGAGGCUGACCCCAGUGCCAAGCUGGACUCUGGCAAGCUCGCCGCUCGAGUGUUGAACGGUCGAGACCUUGGUACCUCCACUAUCAUCAUCAUUAUCACCACCGUGCUUCUUACCGUGUCUGCUGCUCUUAGAUGUGCAACCACCUUCAUUGGCUCCCGGUGGGAGCCCAAUGAGGCCCCCAUCUACUCGGGUACCCUCUUCUACAUUGGCUUCGGCGUGUUUGAGACCAUCACUAACGUCAUCUACUUGGUGACUCGCAUCGAUCUGCGUUUCUACAUCCCCGAUUGGCCCCUCAAGGGUUCCGGACCGCUCACCAUCAAGCCCGGAACCAUGGAGAUCUACAGAGACCCCUAUUCUGCACCCCCCAAGCCCGGCCCCGACGGAAAAACCAAGUCUGUCAACUAUGGACACUACGCCAACGCCGCUGGCCUGGACUACAACAUCCCCGGCAUGCCCACAGACGGCCAGAAGCUCCCCCACACUGGUGUCUCCACCAGUCUGGCCCACAACAUGGCUGCAGGCAUUGCUACCCCCGCUACCCCCGGCAUCGCUCAGAUGCCCGGUUACACCGCCACUGGUCUGGAACAUACAACACCUGGUCUUACCCCAGGUAUGACCCUGACCCCCGGCUAUGCAACCACACCAGGAUACAACUUUGUUCCUGGUACCGGAAUGUCUACUCUGACUCCCGGAAUGGCCACCAUGACUCCCGGCAUGACCCCUGGCAUGACCCCUGGUAUGACCCCAGGUAUGACUCCUAGUUUCCCCGGCAUGAUGAGCCCCUCUAUGAGCCCCGGUUUCACCAUGCCCCCUGGCUUUACAUCUGCAACUCCCGGAGUUCCUCCAGUUGCUGCUACACCUAGUCUUUCUCGAUCAGCUCAGGGCCACCAGGCUUCUCAUGCUCUGGCUCGAGAUCUCGGAGAACGAGGCCCAUCGCCUGCAGUUGGAAACUUCCAGGAAGCCACCUCUCUGCCCUCAGACUCUUCCUUCAGAGAGCCUACCCCCAUUAAGCCUCCUUCCCCUGUGGGUGCUAAUUCUCCUACUGUCGGCCAGGAGCUCAUGGGAACCGUGCCUCCUACACCUGCACACAAAAUGGCUCGUACUCCUCUACCUGCUGCUACUCCUGCUCCCAUGCCGGAGGUUACCUUUGGAGAUCCCUCUUUGGCCUCUCCUUCUCUUCAUGAGCCCAUGCCCAGCAUUGUGGCUCCUGAGGCCCCUCGAAUUCCCGAGAUCGUUUCUUUCCCUCAGACCCCCUUCCAGCCUGAGCGACGAGCUGUCACUCCUGCUCAUUUUCCCGAGCCCAUUCUUUCUCCCGCUACGCCUGCUCAGUUCCCCGACCCUCACACCUCCAUGUCCACUUUUAGUGGCUCGGUGACCAAGUUCCCUACUCUGGCCGAAGCCUCGUAUGGUACACCCCAGAUGGAGCGAGUGUCCAUCCCUUCUCCCAUCCAUGACUACGAUCCCCAUUACGGGCAGCCUUACGAGGAGCCUGAGGACGAGUAUCGACGCAGCGGCGGAUCCGAAGAAGCCAUGUAG
Messenger RNA from Yarrowia lipolytica CLIB122, 2547 nucleotides. RefSeq lists its product as uncharacterized. The record is from RefSeq and is a predicted model, not a curated record. NCBI's taxonomy places the organism in Eukaryota, Fungi, Ascomycota, Dipodascomycetes, Dipodascales.